AUGGUUCGCAUUACUGCUGCUGCUGCCUUGGCUUUUGUUGCUAUUUCUUCUGCAACGAUCUGGGAUGCCGCUGAUAGUGGAAGUCUUGCUGCUCGAGCAGAUACCCCAGCGUCGAGCCCGGACGAUCUGCAGCAGCUAGAUACGCUGAUUGAUGCUGUGGCAACGCUUUCGGAUAUGCUCAAAAAGCUGAAGCAGGGUACUGGUGGUGAGAAGAAGGAAGGUGGUGCGUAG
Molecule: messenger RNA, 231 nt
Organism: Beauveria bassiana ARSEF 2860
Lineage: Eukaryota; Fungi; Ascomycota; Sordariomycetes; Hypocreales; Cordycipitaceae
Exons: 2
Coding region: 1-231 (76 amino acids)
Source: RefSeq, a predicted model, not a curated record